GGAGUGAAGAAGAGUCAUGUCUGGAAGAGGCAAAGGAGGCAAAGGGCUGGGAAAAGGCGGAGCGAAGCGGCACCGCAAAGUGCUGCGUGAUAACAUCCAGGGCAUCACGAAACCAGCCAUCCGGCGCCUGGCUCGCCGUGGCGGGGUCAAGCGCAUCUCGGGCUUGAUCUACGAGGAGACUCGUGGGGUGCUGAAGGUUUUCCUGGAGAAUGUGAUCAGGGAUGCGGUCACCUACACUGAGCACGCCAAGCGCAAGACGGUCACCGCCAUGGAUGUGGUGUACGCUCUGAAACGCCAGGGCCGCACUCUCUAUGGAUUCGGCGGCUGAACAUAAAGCGACCAUUUUCCAGCGAACCCAAAGGCUCUUUUCAGAGCCACCCAAACCCUCUGAUAGAGAGAGCGGAGACCUGAGGGUGGGGAAGGCAGUACACAUUGAGGGGAUUGUUACUGUAGCCGGUUAUUUCGCGUUUAUCGCGACUUUAUUUCGGUUCCAAAAAUGUAUUAAUACCGUGUUCUGCGGUACGGCAGAGAGUAUUCGGAGUGGACGGUUCACUUUGUUACUGUUUACCGUGGCGAAUGAUUUUAACAUUGCAAGUAUUCCUACAGUGUGGAUAAGAGGCUGUUCGGCCAAUCGAUACUCUACUAUUGUGCAACCUGAUUAUUGCAUGUAAAGAAUCGCAUUGUAACUUGUGAUUGUAAAAUAUAGCAGCAGCAUUAGGCCAUUCUGCCCAUCCAACUUGUUUUGCCAUUCGAACAUGGCUGAUCGCUCUCAAACUUCCCGUAUCCUUCAAUCCUCUUUUUUUCGGGACUACAUGUCCAUCUCAGUAAUGAUAUCAAUGUGUACUUGGCUGUCCAUGCCAUGAGUAAUAAUUUUAUUUUAUUUACUGUGGAAUCCAGACAUUAGUGUUACAUAUUACAGUAUUUAUAUUUCCCAGGCAUAACACUCUGGGAGCCUGCGGUUGUGUUAUGUGGCGCAUUUUUUUUCCAUCUGCUCUUCAGGCAGAGAUUACAAAUUGCCUUCGGGAAAGUAAUAAUCUGGAUGAAAUAAA
Molecule: messenger RNA, 1049 nt
Organism: Hemiscyllium ocellatum (epaulette shark)
Lineage: Eukaryota; Metazoa; Chordata; Chondrichthyes; Orectolobiformes; Hemiscylliidae
Product: histone H4
Exons: 1
Coding region: 17-328 (103 amino acids)
Biological process (GO): nucleosome assembly
Cellular component (GO): nucleosome
Molecular function (GO): structural constituent of chromatin; DNA binding; protein heterodimerization activity
Source: RefSeq, a predicted model, not a curated record